Rhizopus microsporus ATCC 52813 is the source of this 1808-nucleotide messenger RNA. RefSeq lists its product as uncharacterized. The coding region runs from base 201 to 1715 and encodes 504 amino acids. The transcript has a single exon. Lineage: Eukaryota; Fungi; Mucoromycota; Mucoromycetes; Mucorales; Rhizopodaceae. The record is from RefSeq and is a predicted model, not a curated record.
UGUUGUUAGCAAAGCGUAUAGUCAGGAAUGGGACGCGCGCGCAAACAUACAUCCUUAUUACAAGAAUUUUUCAUUUGUUUUUUGCCUCUUAUGUAGCAAAACAAAGCUAAAGUUGCCAGAUGAUUUCGUUAUAAAGCCAACUAGAGCCCAUCAUUUAUAAAUUAUCAAAUUCCUUUCGCUAGUUUUUUAAUAAGCAAAAAAUGUCAGAACCGUCCUUUCCUCCUGCAAACAUAGUGAUGAAUAAUUCGUCAUCUGUAUCAAAAAGUAAAAAGAAAAGAAAUAAGAAGAAGAACAAGAAGGCAGGAUCUUCACAACAGUCUCCUGCUGCUUCCGUUCCACCAACCGAGGCAGUCACUCAAGGGGUCACUGGGGCUGAAGGGACAACUGGAGAAUUCACCAGUAACGAUUCGUUGAAUCAAGACGAAGCUGCAGUGACAGCGCCUACAACACCAGAAGAACAGCCUAAGGUCACCGAGAAUGUUGACCAUCCUGAAAAAAUUGGUGCUGGUGAACAAGGAACUGUUGAACAGCCAGAAGAGCUAGGUGAACAAGGAACUGUUGAACAAGGAACUGUUGAACAGCCAGAGGAGCUAGGUGGACAAGAAACUAUUGAACAGCCAGAAGAACUAGGUGAACAAGAAACUAUUGAACAGCCAGAAGAACUAGGUGGACAAGGAACUGUUGAACGACCAGAGGAGCUAGGUGAACAAGGAGCUGUUGAGCAACCAGAGGAACUAGGUGGUCAAGAAAGUACACUUAUGCCUCCACAACGUAGAGAUACUGAUCAAGAUCCUUCGCGUACGGUACCAGCAGAGGGUAUGCUCCCAUCUGCUGUUACCCCUGAUGUCCCCGAGAAACAGGAAGAGAUAAAGGCGCCGGGUGCGCCACUUGUUCAAACACGGCCAUUAGCUCCAAUCCCUGUUGCCACUCCUCAGCUAACUGAACGUAGUGCUUUCCAGGAACCAACAUCUACAGUAUCUCCACCGCUCCCUUCCCCAUUUGAACCCAAAGAGACAUUCCCUUCAUCUACGGAACCAUUUGCUAUGGAACACAGUUAUCAUGAGUUGUCUGACAACGAAGAGAGUUGUGUUCGAUCCGCUGUUCAGUCCAAGUUUAUCGAUAUUGAUUUCAUCAUGAAGCAAGUCAAAGAAAAUAUUGACAAAGGCAUGUACGAGACUCCACGAGGUUCUCACGGAACUUUUGGAACCAGCGAUGCAGUUGCUGCUGCCACUUCUGCUACAGGAGCAAUGCCAGCAUCUAGCACGACGACUGCUGAUACAACAACUGAUGAAAACGUAAUGGACGAUACUACCAAAAGUACUGUCCCUGUUCAAGAAGACACAUUAAAGCAACCAGAACCUGCUGUUGUUAAUGAGCAGCCCACUGCUAUGCAGCCUGUGACAACAGCAACAGACACAAAGCAAAACGUUGCUACAACUACUAGUCCUACGGAACAAGACAACGUGCCUCAACCGGCUUCUGCAAAUGCUUCACAACAAGCAAUUACUGAUAAUGCGCCUCAACAAACAACUACCGAUAACGUGCCCCAACAAGCUGUUUCCGAUAAUGCGCCUCAACAACCAUCUUUGAAUGAUGCUUCUCAGCAACCUGAUUCUACUGUUGCUUCAAGACCACCUAAGCCCAAGAGAUCAUCUCAAAUUAGAUCAAGCAUUAUCUCUGCAGUUAAGAAAAGGAGAAGCUGUAUCAUCUUGUAAAAAGAGAAAAGUGAGUAAAUAUAUAGUUCCUACUUCUUUUUUUCUUCUUUACACACACAUAUAAUAACAAUCUCAUAAACCGCGUCUUUUUUU